This is a messenger RNA of Stegastes partitus (bicolor damselfish), 1110 nucleotides long. RefSeq names its product glucosidase 2 subunit beta-like. NCBI's taxonomy places the organism in Eukaryota, Metazoa, Chordata, Actinopteri, Pomacentridae. Gene Ontology annotation, cellular component: glucosidase II complex. Gene Ontology annotation, biological process: liver development; N-glycan processing. The transcript has 12 exons. The record is from RefSeq and is a predicted model, not a curated record. The annotation marks the transcript as partial. Gene Ontology annotation, molecular function: protein binding; calcium ion binding.
AAACAGCUUUUAGCGGGUUUUUUAUGACGCAGGAGGCCGAGAGUUCACCGCUUCGGACUCGGACAUGCGUUUCCAAGUCAUCGUCGCUGCUGUCUUCUGGUCUGGAUUCGUGGAGUCGCGGAAAGUGAGAGGAAUAUCCUCGUCCUAUAAGAGGUUCUACAAGGAGAGGAAGUCCUUCCUUUGCAUCGAUGGGUCCAAGAUCAUCCCCUUUGAGCAGGUGAACGACGACUACUGCGACUGCGACGAUGGCUCAGACGAACCAGGCACCUCGGCGUGUCCUCGCGGCCGCUUCUACUGCACCAAUCUGGGGUUCCGGCCGCAUUACAUCCCAUCGUCACGGGUCAACGAUGGCAUCUGUGACUGCUGCGACGCCUCAGACGAAUACAACAGCCCCGCUCGCUGCCAGAACACUUGCUGGAAUCUGGGGCAGAAGGAAAGAGCCUUCGUGGAGGGCCAGAUAAGGACCCUGGACGAGGGUUUGCGACUCAAGCAGCAGCUCAUUGAGGAGGGAGUUCUGCUGUGGAGGGAGAAACAGGCCCAGCUCAGAGAACUCCAGCAGGUGGCCGAAGACCUGCAGAUCAAACUGGAGGAGCACCGGAGGAGGAAGCACGAGGCCGAGCGGCUCAAGGAGCAGACGUUGAAGGCUCUGGCGGCGGGCGACAGCGGUCUCAGGCAUCAGAACCACACGGUGACCGGCGUUUUCCAGCUACUGGACAGCGAUAAAGACGGCAGUGUAACAGUGGAUGAAGUCAAGGCCAGAGUGGUGCUGGUCCACGAUGAGGAGCGACUGCUCUCCGAGGACGAAGCGCUGGGUUUGCUGGGAGGAGGGCGUCAGAUCGAUCUCGCCGAGUUUCGACGGACGCUCUGGGACGUCCUAACGAGAGGAGACAGCGUCAAGAUCAAAGACGCACCAGCCGGCGGAGAUCCUCACUUAGAGGCGGCCGACAAAGCUGCAGAGUGGGAGGCUACCAAUCUGAAGAAGGUAGAAGAAGCCUACGAGACAGUCAACAUGGAAAUAAGUGAUCUGCGGAAGAAGCUGGCCAUAGACUACGGGACGGAUUGGGAGUUUCUGUUUUUGAACAGCCAGUGUUACAAGCUCCAAGUAUACGA